Meloidogyne enterolobii is the source of this 692-nucleotide messenger RNA. Lineage: Eukaryota; Metazoa; Nematoda; Chromadorea; Rhabditida; Meloidogynidae. The record is from the annotation of a GenBank genome assembly.
GAAAUGGACCAAAGUAUUGCUCAACAAAAAAUCAAAGAUUUGACAACAGAAAUUGAAGGGAAAAUCCAGCAAGUCAACGCUACAGUUUGUGAUCUUUUAUAUUCCCUAGAUCUCCAAGAACAAGGAGGGAAAUGUGAUUGGUCUGAUAUUGUUCAAAAAUUUUGUUCUCUCUCCAGCACAUUUUCUAAAUUGGAACAAAUUUUACGCAAACCAGGAAUUGAUUUUGAUGAUAAUGCUAAAUUAUUGAAAAUGACUCAACUAGUUCCUCAAAUUGUUUCUCUUGAACAUGACAAUACUUUACAGGAGAUAACAGAAGGCCGUCUAUCUACUUUUGAUCACAAUAUUGUUCCAAUUCUGUUGAGGACUAAAUUGAAACCUGAUGUUGAAGAUGAAGAGAUUAGUAUUGAUAGGGAUAGACUUUCCAAACAAAUUGAUGUUAAUAAACAAGUGAGUUUUUUUAUGUAAUUCUGUCGACUAAUGGUGUCGGUGCUUGCGAAAUCUUCGACUCCUCAACCCCACAUCUCUUUUCUGCGAUUCAACCGAAUUUAGAGGGAACAUCGGCCCCGGCAUCUUCACUUUUCUAUCUGGAACCAAACAGAAAAAAAUAAUUCGGUCCGGUCCUGGGAGGGUUUCCACACUGGGAGGGUUUCCACAUGAACGUAAUGAAGUAAACCAGGGCUCUCAUCGACAAA